Messenger RNA from Spirodela intermedia, 4010 nucleotides. NCBI's taxonomy places the organism in Eukaryota, Viridiplantae, Streptophyta, Magnoliopsida, Alismatales, Araceae. The record is from the annotation of a GenBank genome assembly.
AUGGCAACGGCCAUCUCGAGCGACCGGAUGCUGGUAAUGCGCGAGAGAUGUCGCUUCUUUAGCCCUGCUGGUGUGUCUUGUUUGCACUUGAGGCUUCUGCGAUUGAGUAUGCGUCUGGUUGUAUUUCAGGUGUUCGUCCCACCGCACCCGCUGAUCAAGCACUGGGUCUCUGUUCUGAGGAACGAGGAGACGCCCUGUGCCGUGUUUAGUAAGUUGUGGACAUCCAUUUAAUUCUCACUCCUCUCGCCUACCGACCACUGUCCUACUAAAGGUUCUUUCGCAUCUUCGCUGUCAUGUUAGCUUUUGUUUGAUGCGUUGUAAAUGCCAUCUGCUUUGUGCAUUGAGAUUCAGUACUUGUGUUUCUGACAAGAACUCUGUUUGCCCAUUCUUUUACUAUCAAAUGGUUCUUCCGAAUCUUGAUGCGCUGUCGCAUUUGAUCUGUUUUGAUUCGUUCAAAUAUUUUUAGUGGUGAUUCGGAGAUCGUGUAUCUCGUCCAAUCCUGUCGACUGAUCCAUUCCGACGAGUCACCGCAUGGGUUUCUCAUCCGCAGAAAUCCCGGUACUACAUCCUCAUGAAGAGAUCACGUAUAAUUCAUGACUCUCCUGCUAGAGGGGAAUAUUUUAAAAAGUCUUUACAGCAUCCCAAAAAAUAGAUCAUCUCACAUGAAAUAGUAUUUCGAAUUUAUGGGACAAACCACCCGAAUCUUAUCCUUCUACAUAUUUUAUUAUUUUUCUAUGGAAAUGAUCUCAUGUGGGUCUCCGUUGUAAUGCAUGAUCCAGGGACCAUAGCUUAAAAUGUAGAAAAAUUCAUGGCAUGUGCUAGUGUGGCGCACAAGUAUCAAGAAAGCAUGAAAACAAAAGAACAGGAGAAGAUGUGUAGAAACGUAAGAUAGUUUUCAAAAGCAUAGGGAUCGACUGAUAUGAUUUUUCCUUACCAGUUCUAGAUGAAUUUAGGAUUGUAUAUCAGGUUCAACUACUUCGUUUAUCUCCCUCUUACACUAGUGGUCAUAGAGGUAUAUUUUUUUCCUGAUAUUUUAUAUCUUUCGCUGAAUUAAUGUCACUAUGAUCAAUUUUGGUCGGUCUUUUCCAACUACCAUGCUCUAAUCCUAAUUUUCAUUCCCAGAUUACAAAUUCAUUGCAUGGUUACUCAUCCAAAAUCCACGUUUCUUCAAAGGAUGAAGAAAUGAUAAUAAAUAGUCCCCUAUCCCCACUAGCAGUUCAGAUCCAAGUUCUAUUUAGUAUGGUUGCUUGCUUUUUUAAGCCUCCCAAUGCCUUUAAUCAAAUGGAUAAGUAACUAGCCUUUCUUUCAAUGUUCAAUGUAGAAAACGCAAUGGCAGAACUAGGAAGGCUGCUAAUAUAUGAAGCAUCAAGGGACUGGCUGGUGAGUUGAUAGUUACAUUCUCUCCAGUUCUUGUUUACCGGUGAAAUCCAGACCUUUUUUUGGCAGUUGCAAAAUUAUACUACUUUUGACAGGAAAAAAAAUAAAAUAAAUUAGAUUCGAGUUUUUUCAACUGUCUGGUGAAGUGGCAGUAUUUUUCCUUGACUGAUCACCCUAAAUGUGUUGCAAGUACAUACUCUCUCUGAAAUUUUUCACAAAAAGAUAUUACCCUGUUGUUUGCAGCCUACAAUAAGUGGAGAGAUUCAAUCGCCAAUGGCUGUUGCCUCUGUUGAGUUCAUUGAUCCAAGGGAGCCUGUAAUGGUAUGGAGUAUCUUAAUUGCCCUUGUAUGCUUUCAGAUGAUAAUUGUGCUACAUUCUAAGAGAUUUUUUUUUAUUCAGAACUGUGUUUUUUACCUUGUGAAUUGUCUCAAUUACAUCCGCUAGUUUAAGGAAGAACCAAUUGGAGAGAUCCUUUCUGUUGAAGCCGCUUUUGUCCCUCCAGAAGCAGUUUACUUUGCUACAUCCUCUCUUAAUCGCAGGUUGUUUCGAUCUUAAGAGCUGGUCUGGCUCUAGUCGAGCAUGCAUCAGCUAUACUGCCAGCAACAAAGACAUACCAUCUGGGUGAGAAGAAAAUUAUUUUUAUUCAGAGACUAGCAGAAACUUAAAAUAUGGAAGACAAUAAACCAGGAUGAUCUUUCUGACGACCUGGAUAGUGAUAUACUUUGUCUCGGCAGUUUAAACCUUGGUAUUUUGUUAUUAUUAGGUGCGAGGUUAUUUUACCACGCUGAAAGUAAAUUCGUUUAUAUAGUUUCCUUCUUCUUACCAUAUACAUUAAGCUAAAUGCUAGUUUUCUGAGUAAAUUUUAUAAAAUUUUCAUCUUUUCAUUUGCAUGGGCUUCCUUUUUUUUUUUUUUUUUUUUUCCUCUUUGACAUUUAUCUGAUGCUAUUGUUCUUCACAUCUGCCAAUGAAGGAUUCCAGAGAGAUGAAAGCACACUCCUCCCAUCGUUAUACUUUAACAAGUAAGACAAGAAUCCCACCCAAUUUUGUGUGUAAGAAGAGUCUGUUCAAGAAGGCCCAAUUUUGUCCUCUCACAGUUUGCCCAACAAGUUUCCAGAGGGUAGUCGAGUGCUUAUUGUGGAUCCAAUGCUCGCAACUGGUAUGCACGCCCUUUGAAAAAGCACUAUUUUCAUGUGUUUCUUUAGCUAAAUGAAUUAUUUUUGUUUCUGAUAAACAAGAUAUUUAGUGGUAUUCACGGCAAAUCAUGUUCAACAUGGACCACCCCGAUUUCCCAAUCCACACCAAGAUGUUGCAUUGCUCUCUAUAAAACUGUUUCCAACAUCCUCCUCCUGAAAAUCAUGAUAAUAUAUACUACUGAAAAAGAUUCUGUUAGUUUACUACCCUUGAGAUUCUACUACAAACAUCGAGAACCCACCCUUGCGAGCCAUCCGGUGAAUGUGUUUAUUCAAUUGAAUUAUUUAUAAUGAGUCGUAUCCAUUCAUCGUUUGAUGCCCGGGAACGUGAUUUUACAUGGAAAUUCAAGUCUUACGAGGCCAUGAGAAUGGGCAGUUUUAUUUUAUUUUAUUUACUUAUUAUUUUUAUUUUUAUCUUUUUAUGCGAGUCUGUUGGUGAGAAACACGUGGAUAACUUUUAUUGAUGAAUUAAAUUUAAUUCUAUGGAAUGUCGCCUAGAAUUCGUUCGAGUUAUUGGCAACAAUACUAUCGUCAAUCCAAAGUAUUUUCUGAUGGAGGGGCGAGCUUCCUCUUCUAACAACUAAUGGAUGCAAUACCGGGAUAAAAUCGAGACUCGUUGAGUCUCAUCUCUGCCCGGUUCUCCUGCAAGCGGUUUAAUCUUGAUGCCGCUCUUUCCAUUGAUCAACAGACACUGACGGCCUGAUUAUUAGCGUCUGCCCUUCUUCAAGUUCAUACUAUUUCUCCUCCUCGACUUCUUCUAAUGGAAGCCGAUGUCGACCGUUGACUCGCAGGUGGCACGAUUGUUGCUGCGAUGGACUUGCUGAAGGACUGUGGAGUUGAAAACAAGCAAAUAAAGAUUGUAAGCCCAUCAACGUCAGUGUUCCUUGUUUGUGUUUGAUUUGAUCAUCAUACGGGAACGUGAUCUUGGACGACUUUUAAACUAGAUAGAAGUACUAGAUUUAAUAAGUCAACCCUUGUCAGCUAGGUCAAGGCCCAGCGCUUAUGUACGAAAACCAAUCACAAACGUUUUGUGUUUGGUGAAAAAAAGGGUAAAGCUUCAUGAACUCAUUCUACUCCGCAUGACGAUUAUGGGUUUUUUUUUUUUUUUUUUUUUCUCUUCGUCAGAUAUCAGCCGUCGCCGCACCACCAGCCCUUCAAAAGCUCAGCCAGCAGUUUCCUGGGUAAUUAGGCACUUAUCUUCUCGUUCCCUCUUCAAUCAAAGUCAAAUGCUUAUCGCGUUUCCCUGGCAGAGUGCAUGUUUACACCGGAAUCAUCGACCCGGAUGUCAACGAGAAUGGGUAUCCUUUUUCAGCCUGAAAUUUAUGCCUGACUUUCAGCCGUCUCUCCCUACUAAUAUUUAGCUCCUCCUGCAAUCAUGCGACCAACUUCAGGUAUAUAAUCCCCGGAUUGGGGGACGCCGGCGACCGGUGCUUUGGGACCUGA